AUAGAUUGUCGAAUCUUGUUUAUUUAAUGUGUACAAAGUUCGACAGAAAUAGAUAGAUCUUAGGCAUAGCGAUUAAUACUGUGUAUUUAAUCACUUGAUAACGAUGUGAGAUCUUUCUCUGAUAAAAAAAAUUUUUGUCGAUUCCUAGAUAGAUUUUAAAAGGUGUUUUUAUAUCUUACAUACUAAAUUAUGGAUUACUUUCAAUAAUAUAUUCAUUUCCAAAUAACUGAUAUUAAUUUUUAUUAGUGCUAGAAUAUUUUCUGAUAUUUUUUGAAAUUCUAGAAUCUUUCUAUUUAGAAAAUCGCCCAUUUUAUUAGAGAGAAACAAAAUUAAUUACUAAAAAACACAAGUCAUUAAUGUGACCAAUUCUAAAGAAAAUUCAAAUAAUUUUUUUCUGUAAACUUUUGACAUCAAUUAUUUUUAAAAAUUAGGAAUAUACUUCAUGUACUGUACUGUACUUUUACGUCUUUCCGCUAGAUUUAAAAAUCGACAAUACUUCCUUAAACUUUGAAGAUGAUGUGUCUGUAAUAUGUGACCACCCAGUUCACUUAUACAACUCUUUCACCCUUUUUUUUUUCUUUUUUUUUAAGUAACUCAUGCCAUAUGAGCAACAAGAAAAAACUGCAACUUCCUGCCACCCCUUUGGAUGUUUGCCAAAAAGUAUCCUCGGUAAAAAUUUAAAAUCAUAUAGCCUAAUAGAGAGCUUGUAGAAAAAAAAUCUAUAAUCCGGUUAUGAUAUAUAGAAAAUGUUUCCUUCGGAAAAUCCCGUUGCAAGUCAUGUAAUUAAUAUUCCUAUUGUGUAAACCGAACGAGAAUUACUGUUUAUUGAUAGUUAUUACCUAUAGCUUGAGCGUAUCGCAUUUAUAGGCACAGGUCGUGUGAAGUUAGUUUCAGUCUUCUACAGUAAGCGUGAUAGAUACGGAGUAAAGAUAAUUGUUAGAAGUCCGAAUUUAAAAACAGAGGUGGGAGCAUUUUGUAACGAGCUUUGAAGAUUCUAAAAUCGGAUGGCCCCCUCAUCCCAUCAGUCAUUUAGUGGAAGAUCAAAUGGCCGUGAAAAAUAGACUGGACUCUUCCGGUCGGUCGCUCCAGCGGACUUUAAAGUCCUGAGUGUAUAUUUGUCUGUUCUGCUAUGACAAAUGGGGUGGUCAAUCGUCAAGACGGCAGGACAAACUAGCUAAUGGAAACAACCUUUCUCUUAACAUUUUCAAAAGUUUUGCCAAAAACUUUUUCUCUUCUAAUGGCCAUUUUCGGUGGCCCACUCUUGGGGAAAGUUUCCUGGAAAUUAAAAAGUUCCAUUUCUCUAUCGGUGUUUUAUUAUAAUUAUGGGUUCAGAGAUUCCUCUGCAGAAGACUCCAGUCUUCUGAGGAAGAAAGUUUCUUAGGAUGGAAGAUGACGUAUGGGAUGUGUGCAAUAUAAGUGAACAAGAGUUCGAUCACAAAGCGGUUUACAUCGUUUUAGACCAACCAUGCGAAGAUAAAUCGACAAAUCAAGCCGAAUCCAGUCUUCCUAGGAAUUUAGUAUUGAAAACAUCUCAAACUUUGAGCGAUGUUUUGGGAGUCUGGAGCACCGAUUAUAUACCUAGAGGUACAAGAUUUGGUCCCUUAUUGGGAGAAAUAUAUAAUAAAGAUGAAGUUCCUCCUAAUGCCGAUAGGAAAUACUUUUGGAGAGUGAGUUUUCUUUUCUCUAUUUUCUUGAACUUUUUCCAUCUAUAUUUAAUUAAUAAUCUUCGACAGGUUUACAAUGCUCCUGAUUCUUAUUACUACAUCGACGGUUACAAUCUAAAUAAGGCUAACUGGAUGAGAUUUGUUAAUCCGGCUUACUCCAGCGAAAUGCAAAAUCUAGUUGCUUGUCAGAUUAAAGAGAAAAUAUAUUUUUACACCAUUAAACCCAUUCUACCUAACCAAGAGCUGCUAGUGUGGUAUUGUCGAGAGUUUGCAGAAAGAUUGAACUAUCCUCUAACUGGAGAAUUGAUGCUGGAAAGGAUAAGACACCACUUCAGUUCCGAAAAGGAUUAUUAUACAAGAUCACAACAGCUAACUCCUACCGAAGGAAGCACUCGUAGUGACGAAGGUUAUCAUAGUAAUGGGGGACCCGACGAUCAUGCCGAUGACGUAUCUAUCCCAUUAGAGGAUAGUAGUGACGGUGAUAGCGAUACUAACUACGUCAUCGAUUAUAGCGUCAAGAAGCAAACCGAUGAAGAUAAGAAUGAAUUUAGAAAAGUCAAAAUCAAAAUGACAAAAGCUUUCAAUUAUAACGGUAACACUACGCAAGAAGAACCCAACUUUACUACUUCGGAACCCAUCUCACCGACAGAAGAUGCUUACGAAGGAAUGGGUCAAAGAAUGACAGGACAUACACCCAAACCACCGUCUUCUGGCAUCCUAGAAAAUCUUUUAUUACAAGGAUCACCAGAGAACAAACGCGAAACCGCAAAUUUCGUAAAAAAAUAUAGCUCCGGUAAUAACAGUCCGGAAGUACAUACUCCAGAUUCGACUGACAAAAUGCUCAAUUCCGCAGCCUACAAUCUCACUAGGCCUAAUUAUUUAUACGUUAAUGGUCUAACACCCAUGUUUUCGCCCGCACACUUUAAUAUGUACGCGUACUCGCUAACCGAAAACGGAAAUUAUCCGAAAAUAUCCGAUUAUCCCUCGCAUCCCAUGACGGUCCUACAACGUCCUCAUCACCACCCCCAAGCCUUCAACCAGGCGUUGACACAGCAGAACGCAUACACACUAAGCCCUAGUCCACGCGGUUACCGAUCUUUACCCUAUCCUCUGAAGAAAAGAAACGGGAAGAUGCAUUACGAAUGCAACAUUUGCUACAAGACAUUCGGGCAGCUAUCCAAUCUGAAGGUACACCUCCGAACACAUUCGGGAGAAAGGCCAUUCAAGUGCUCAAUAUGUAGUAAGAGCUUCACUCAGUUGGCACACCUACAGAAGCACCACUUAGUGCAUACCGGAGAGAAGCCUCACCAGUGUGAGGUAUGUAAGAAGCGCUUCAGCAGCACGAGUAAUCUAAAAACUCAUCUGAGGUUACAUAGUGGACAAAAACCGUAUUCGUGCGAUCUGUGUCCCGCUAAGUUCACUCAAUUCGUUCAUCUCAAGCUUCACAAGAGGUUGCACACUAACGAGAGACCGUACACGUGUCAGACCUGCAACAAGCGUUAUAUCAGCGCAUCCGGUUUGCGUACGCACUGGAAGACUACCUCUUGUCAACCCAAUAUGGUACCCGAUGUUUUCGGACAGGUAGAUAAUUCGGAAAUGGGUAGAUCGUACGUUGCAGAGACUGAGUGAUGUAUAGAAAUCUUCGAUAUAUCUCUCUCAAUCUCUUUUAAUUUAUUCGUUGUAUCGUUAGUGAAAAACAAAAAUCAUAUUAAGAACUGUGAUUCAAGUUAUGUUUGUUAACUAAAAAGGAAAAAAAAGCAGUUGCAAUAAUUGUAGUCAAUACAUAUAUUAGACGUUAAAACAGGCGUGAAAAGUGUCGCCAUCUGGUGCCAAAUGACAAUAUUGAAUUUAUGUCGAGGAAAAAAAUUAACUGUGAUUUAUGUAAACAUCCCACCAUGUAUUCUUCCCCUUUUAAAAAUUCAAUUGACUACAGUUAAUUAUUCGCUCAAAGAUUUUUCCUUUAAACGGUAAGUGCUGAAGUUGUUCCAUAUCUUAUUUAUUAGUUAUGCGGCCGGAUAUAUGUAAAAUAUUUCAAUGUUUUUAAAAUAUAUUUAUUUCAUAAUUUGAAAUGUUUGUUGUAAUUUAUUUAAGAAAAAAUAAAAACGUGAAUG
Molecule: messenger RNA, 3775 nt
Organism: Centruroides sculpturatus (bark scorpion)
Lineage: Eukaryota; Metazoa; Arthropoda; Arachnida; Scorpiones; Buthidae
Product: PR domain zinc finger protein 1-like
Exons: 5
Coding region: 1383-3293 (636 amino acids)
Biological process (GO): regulation of transcription by RNA polymerase II; cell fate commitment
Cellular component (GO): cytoplasm; nucleus
Molecular function (GO): DNA-binding transcription repressor activity, RNA polymerase II-specific; histone deacetylase binding; RNA polymerase II cis-regulatory region sequence-specific DNA binding
Source: RefSeq, a predicted model, not a curated record